Helobdella robusta is the source of this 1260-nucleotide messenger RNA. RefSeq lists its product as hypothetical. The record is from RefSeq and is a predicted model, not a curated record. Gene Ontology annotation, cellular component: nucleus; mRNA cleavage factor complex. Lineage: Eukaryota; Metazoa; Annelida; Clitellata; Rhynchobdellida; Glossiphoniidae. The coding region runs from base 1 to 1260 and encodes 419 amino acids. The transcript has a single exon. Gene Ontology annotation, molecular function: polynucleotide 5'-hydroxyl-kinase activity. Gene Ontology annotation, biological process: tRNA splicing, via endonucleolytic cleavage and ligation.
AUGAAGGUUGGUGCAAAGAAGCAGUUGUUUGACCUGCCACCCAACGCUGAGUUGAGAUUUGAAGUGGAGGAGGAUUCAGGCCCCAUUCAAAUCGAGUUAUCGUCGGGGAAUGCUGAAUAUUUCGGCACUGAAUUGGUUCUAAAAAGAAAUUACACGUUUCCAGUUGGAGCAAAAGGUGCCAUCUUCACUUACCAUGGCUGUCAAUUGUGGGUAAUUGGCAAGAGUGAAGAUCUGUACACGAAAGAUAGCCCAACGAUGAACAUAUACAUAAACUUGCACGACGCCCUCGAUCAGAUGAGGAGGAAAGCCGUUGAAACGAUGAAUAGGGGACCGAGAGUUUUAAUAGUAGGACCGUCAGAUGUAGGCAAAAGUACGCUCAGUAGAAUUCUGGUGAAUUACGGGACGAGACUGGGCUGGACCCCCCUGUUCAUUGAUCUGGAUGUCGGACAGAAUGAAAUCUCUAUGCCUGGAACUGUGAGUGCCCUGUGCAUAACACAGCCGGUCGACAUUGAAAAGGGCUACGAUACGAAAAACCAACUGGUCUUUCAUUACGGUCACGAGUCUCCGACAGAGAAUACAAAGUAUUUCAAUUCAGUGGUCAAUUUUUUGGCCGAGUGCGUCAACUUCAAGUGCGAGAUGAGCGAUGAGUGUAACGCCAGUGGAGUCAUCAUAAAUACAGGCGGAUGCAUAAGGGAUGAAGGGUACAAGUGCUUACUUAAUGUUGCCGCCGCCUUCGAAAUUGAAGUCCUCGUAGUGAUUGAUAACGAACUGCUCUACACGAAAUUUCAAAACGAUCUUCCUCUUUUUGUGAAAACUGUGAUGCUUCCAAAAUCAGGCGGCGCUGUUCAAAGAAGCCAGGAAUUCCGAGCGAAUAGCAUGUAUAUGAAUAUAAAGAAAUAUUUUUACGGUGCUUCAAAUGAGUUGCAUUCGCACACGUGCGAUGUUCAAUUUCAAGAGGUUGAGAUAUACAAGAUUGGAGCUCCCAAACUUCCGGCAUCAAUGCUCCCAUUGGGAGUCAUCCUUGAAGACUCCGAUAUGAAAUUAACCCCUGUAUCAGUGUCUGGCUCGUUGGAAAACUGCGUACUGAGCACCAGCUUUGCUUCGACCAGAGACGAGAUCAUGAAGAAUAACGUGUCCGGAUUCGUUGCUGUCUUGAAAGUGGACACACAGAAACAAACGAUGACCAUUUUGUCGCCGGAGCCCAGGCCAUUCUCCUGGAACAUUCUACUGCUCAUGGACAUAAAAUUCUCGGAGAUAUAG